AUGUUAGGGUUCCGUGCCAAGAAGCUCGUCGCCUCCGUAGUCUCCAAGAGGUACUAUUCCUAUCCCCCGCCGCCGCGCAAGAAGCGCAAUCCUCCGCCGGCAUUCUUCGAUGCCAGGGCCGUCGCACAGAUCGAUUCGUGCCCGGUGACCAGCGCAGCCCGGAUUCGUGCCACUCUUCUCCUCACCUAUCACUGGAUUUGGAGCUUCCAGCAGCACAGCGACAAGAAGCAUCAUUGCUUGGGCGGGCUCUUGAGAAAUCCCGACCUCUGGAUCUGCGCCUACCAGAGGGCCUGCUACAACAACAAGCUAUGGAGUCCCGUGAGCUCUCUCCCUCCCAAAACUCUGGAAACGCUGGAGCUUCUCAUGGAAGCGGUGUGUGCGAAUUGCUAUGGCUGGGGUGGGACGAAGGUUGUGUACGUUUGUCCUCCACACAAGACGGCUAUAGAGGCCACGGAGGUGGACGAGAAGAGCUUCCAGGACGAGAUCGUCCAGGAGGUUCUACUCAUGGUUUUGGAACAGAUGGGAUGCUCUAGAGUAACCUGCAAGCAUGAAGCUGCCCUGCCGCCGGGAAGGGGUGCUCGCGAGUGCCUGCGAUUCAUCCACGGCAACUUUGGUGAUGUCUCGUGGACUGUGAAAGGAGAUCUCUCCAAGCUCUUCGAUUAUCCACAGGCCGAGCUCUUCAACCGGGUUCUACGCAAUGUGAUCCAGGACGACAAAGUUGGCGAGCUGAUCAUCAAGGGGAUGAAGACACGAGCUCCUCCGGCCGUGCUUCCGUUUAAGAGAUUGAAGCCGACAAAGAGGAAGUUCCUGGAGUUUGAGCCGAGAAGGACUCCGUUGUGGCUGGAGGUGGUUCUGGGAUUUGCUCCGGCAGAGGCUCAAAGAACUCCCGACUGGGGAUGCUGCAACAAGCUGGGUCCGUUUCUGGCCAACGUUUAUCUAAGCGAGCUCGACGCCUGGAUGGAAAAGCAGGCCGAGCUGUUCCGUCGGCCUCACGAUCCGUCCAUCGGUGUAAGCUUUAGCACCGACGAGCAGGAGAAGCCAAACAAUGCUAGGAAAAUGGAGUACGUCCGCUUUGGAGCUCACUUCCUUAUCUCGGUCAGAGGCACAAGAGACGACGUUUUGAGCUUCGAGGAGAAGUGUAGAGUCUUCUGCAAGCAAAAGUAUCAUCGCGAGCCGGAGUUUGGAGCACCUGAGGCGAUCUCAACGCCGACGCUGUUCCUCGGCCACCAUUUUUUCCAGACCAAGAAGUUGAAAACGAAGUGGGAGCCGUCCUCAAACAAGAGAGGAACGGUUUCGAAAGUGGAGAAGACCGUCUUCUGCGUGGACGGCGCUGUGGGGCACGCCGUCCAGAGCUUGAAGCGAGUAGGCAUUCUCGACGACAAAGACAACACGCUUCCAUGCAUGCGGCUCUUUCACGAGAACCAGGUUCACAACAAUGCUCACGUCAACAAGAUCUUGCGAGCGCUGGCCGACUUGUACCAGCACUCGACAAACCGAGCGGAGAUGUGCGAGCUCAUCGGGUACUUGUUUCGAUCGUCGCUGGCGAAGAUGUAUGCUGCGAAGUACAAGCUCCGGACGCAGAUCCGGGUGGCCAAGUCCGCGUCCUUGGAUCUUUGCAAGCCACUCAAGGAUCCUCAAAAGGCCGGAGGAGGAGCACAGACGGAGGCGGUGCCGGAGCCACUGGAGCUUGUUUACAGCGUUCCAGAAGCUCUUGUGGCACCCAUAGCUCACGACUGGAAGCCGCUACACGAGAAAACUCUGAGAAGUGUAGCCAGGCUGCUCCGUCCGGAGGGACUCCAGGACGGACUAGUUGUGCUGGCCAAGGAACUUGGAACUUGCUGGAAGCUAGUCGAUGACUAG
Molecule: messenger RNA, 1860 nt
Organism: Selaginella moellendorffii
Lineage: Eukaryota; Viridiplantae; Streptophyta; Lycopodiopsida; Selaginellales; Selaginellaceae
Product: nuclear intron maturase 2, mitochondrial-like
Exons: 2
Coding region: 1-1860 (619 amino acids)
Biological process (GO): mRNA processing
Source: RefSeq, a predicted model, not a curated record